Molecule: messenger RNA, 1609 nt
Organism: Mercenaria mercenaria
Lineage: Eukaryota; Metazoa; Mollusca; Bivalvia; Venerida; Veneridae
Product: ninjurin-1-like
Exons: 2
Coding region: 276-884 (202 amino acids)
Biological process (GO): tissue regeneration; cell adhesion
Cellular component (GO): membrane
Source: RefSeq, a predicted model, not a curated record
AUUUUGUGCGGUACUGAAUCAACAGCUUUAUCUUUCUUGGUCUUAUGUGAACUAAUAUAGUACCUACCAACUUCUUUAAUGACAAUGACUUUCCGGAAGUUGAGAAUGUGUCACUUAUCUCGUUGCGCGUUUAUUUUCAUGACAAUAAAAUUUCCAGUAAAAUGUAAAAUAAAAGACAUGCUCUAACAGAUGGUAACCAUUAAUUCUUGUGAUGUUAAAUUCUUUACGCUCCAUUUUUUUUGUAAAUAAAGAAAUAUAUUAAUUUCAAAACGAUUAUGUCAACAAACAAGAGCGACGUUUAUUCAGACAGCGCCUUGAACGAGAGCCUGAAGAACACCGGAUGGAAAGCACGUGGAGGAGCAGACGACACCGCAGCCGACACAAAGAAGACAACAGAACAUGCUAACUCGGUGUCGGUUGUUCAGAUGGACGAUACUCCGGAUGAAGCCGAUGGAGACGGUGCUUUAAAGGUACAACACACAGACAAGGUACCUAACGCUUACGUCGGCAAACGUAACUUCAUUCACAAGCUGAUGGACGUCGCUCUCAUAAUGGCUAACGUGUCUCAACUUAAAGCUCUUCUUGCCUCGGAGAAUGAAUAUUUCUACCUUCUUCUAACAUUCAUCUGUAUGUCUAUUGGUUUACAGGUUGUGUUUACAAUUUGUAUGGUGGUAAUUAACUCUAUAGAAAAUACUCUUGAAGAACACAACAAGCAAGAUUCGUUACCGCAAGAACAUUGUCCAAAGAUUAAAAGAAUGACGGGACUUGCCACUUGGCUGGACAGAGCCGGGAGCAUUAUUGUUCUCUUUGUAAUUGUGUCUAAUGUUUUAAUAGCAGGGUUCGGUGUAGAGGGUAAUAUGAAACACACUGGUAGCCAAUCGUAAAUGGAAUCAUUUACGUCGAUCAUUUACAUUUAUCAGGAAACGUCUUUAUUUAAGGAUUAAGUUUAAGGAUUGCGUAAAUGAAAAGAUCUUUUAUCACUUGUUUAACCUUUAGCCUGCUGCCAGCAAGUGAUUCUGCCUUUGCGACCAGUGCAGACCAAGAUCAGCCUGCACAUCCGUGAAGGCUGAUCAUGGUCUGCACUGUUCGCUAUUCAGUCAGUAAAUUUUCAGUGAACACCCCUUCGAAUAAUAAAUGGCAUUGCCCAAAUGGAAUGAUGGACCAGUUCAUUUUAGAGAUUUAGCAGGGUAAGGGUUAAUUUACUCCAUUUGACUGUUAAGGUAAUGGGAUUACAUUAAGAUGGAGGAACUCCGUAAGUGACAAUCGAAGCGUAAUUUCAGGAAUAAGAUUGGAACAAUUGACUGCCAUCAGGCUAAUUGGACGACUUUCUCACGUGAAAAUUCAGCACAUACGAGACUCAAAGCGAUGUUCAUCGUCCGAAUAUGGGGUACUGUUAAUAGACAAUGACGCUAGGUGCACAUGCACCUGAAUAUAUGUAUUUGUAUUUUGUAUGUAUAGAGUAUACAUCAUGAUUGUAUAUUUUCAUAUUUGCUGUGAUAUUAUAGACUUUAAAUUAUUUAUCAAGAAAAAACGAACUAUUUGCAUCCCUUUGUUUGCGGAUUGUUUUUCUUAUAUUUCCAGCAUUUGUUCAAAAUAAAAUACUAGUUAA